AUGGAAUCAAAUAAUAAUAAAUUGAAAAAGAAAUCUAUUAUCAUAGCAUAUAAUGAAGAAGAUGAGGACCUCGAAGAAGAAGAAUUUAAGAUAAAAAGUGUUUAUGAUUUAAAUAAACAAGAAUCGAAUGAUAUAGAUAAUAAUACCAAUGAGAUUAAACAAUUAGAUAAUACAAAUAUUGAACAUAAAGAAAAGAAAGAAGAAAAAGAAAAAGAAGAAGAAGAAGAAGUGCUGGAGUUGAAGCUGGAGGAAGAGGAAGAAGAGGAACUAGAGGAACAGGUCCUGUUUCCAAAAAUCAUUAAUAGAGAUCCAUCAAUUGAUUCAGAUUAUGAUUCCGAUCUUGAUUUAAAUAAUUCUGAAUCAAUAUCAAUUAAUCAAUUAAAAGCUCAUAAAUAUUUAGGAUGA
Candida albicans SC5314 is the source of this 405-nucleotide messenger RNA. RefSeq names its product putative peptidylprolyl isomerase. The transcript has a single exon. NCBI's taxonomy places the organism in Eukaryota, Fungi, Ascomycota, Pichiomycetes, Serinales, Debaryomycetaceae. The record is from RefSeq and is a predicted model, not a curated record. Bases 1 to 405 code for a protein of 134 amino acids.